Molecule: messenger RNA, 970 nt
Organism: Stomoxys calcitrans (stable fly)
Lineage: Eukaryota; Metazoa; Arthropoda; Insecta; Diptera; Muscidae
Gene: Rpn12
Product: 26S proteasome non-ATPase regulatory subunit 8
Exons: 4
Coding region: 104-901 (265 amino acids)
Biological process (GO): proteasome-mediated ubiquitin-dependent protein catabolic process
Cellular component (GO): cytosol; proteasome regulatory particle, lid subcomplex; nucleus
Source: RefSeq, a predicted model, not a curated record
GAUUAAUCGAUUAGUUAAAAGUCGACUUUUUGCAAAUCAUCCAUCAUCAUCGUCUUGUUCAUAGCAUUCAGGAGAAGUUCGUUUUACAAAGAAAUAAGAAAAAAUGUCCCAAUUACAAAGUGUGGAAACAUUAUACAAGGAAUUAAACACAGAAUGGUCUAAAAAACCUCAAAACUUAAAGAAGUGUGGGCAACUGCUGGAUCAGUUAAAGGUUGCUCUUACGAAAUUGGCAUUCCUGCCCACAAAAGAUGUGACAUCGACGAAAGCAGAAAUGAUUCUUUCAAGGAAUGUAUUGGAAAUUGCGGUUGAAUACAGUGUGGCAACAAAAGAUAUUCCGGCUUUUGAGCGUUAUAUGUCCCAACUGAAAUGUUAUUAUUACGAUUACAAGAAAGAAAUAGGUGAAUCCGAAAAUAUGUUUAAAUUAUUGGGACUGAACUUAUUGUACUUGCUGUCUGUGAAUCGUGUAUCUGAAUUUCACACCGAACUCGAGCUUUUGUCGGCGGAAAUAAUUCAUACAAAUAAAUAUAUUGGACCCAUAUUAGCCUUAGAACAAUAUAUUAUGGAGGGACGUUAUAAUAAAAUAUUCCAAGCUAAGAGCUGCGUUCCUUCCGAAAUAUACUGCUAUUUCAUGGACAUGUUAUUGUGUACCGUACGCGAUGAAAUUGCUGGGUGCAUUGAAAAGGCAUACGAUAAAAUAUCUGUUCAAGAUUCUGCAAAACGAUUGAACCUUAAGACUCCAGAGGAAGUUAAAAGUUUCGGCAAAAAACGCAAUUGGCAAUUAGAUAAUGAUGGAGUUUACAAUUUUGUUGAUAGAUCUGUAAAGCCGAAAGAAAUUUUACCUUCAGUAGAAUUGGCCGAACAGGCAAUAUUCUAUGCCCGUGAAUUGGAAAUGAUAGUUUAAUACAGUAUCACGCUAAUUGUAUAGAUUUAUUCUUCACAUCAAUAAAACACUCAUUCAUUUACAAUUGAA